AUGGCUCUUGUGCAGAAACUGUUACAUCUUACCAACUUCUCGUCACCCUUCCUCCGAACCGUGGUGCCAUCCGUAUCAGCAGCUUUCGCAAUACAAGCUGCCUUUGCCGUCCCGUCCAUAUUAGCCGAGACGGAGCGCUUCUACGACUUCUCGGGUGCGCUCACCAACAUCAGCAUCGUCGCGCUGAGCCUGUACCUGCCAGCCCUGCGGGCCAAAUAUGCCGGAGGUGCCGCUGCGGCCGGGGGCAAGGCGCUCCCGAGCCUGCUCACGCCCUUCACCAACCCGGCCGCUGCGGGCCUGAACUGGAGGCAGGUCGCCUUGACUGGAUUCGUGACGUUAUGGGCUGCUCGAUUGGGGACGUACCUCUUCCAGCGCGUUCUGCGCGAGGGCCAGGACUCGCGCUUCGAUGAGAUCAAGAAAUCUGCACCCAAGUUCUUCGGCGCCUGGAUGGCCCAGGCGACCUGGUGCUCACUGAUCUGCCUGCCGGUCAUCGCGCUCAACGCCGUCCCGAUAUCCGCGUUCGCGGCGAUCCCCGGCCUGAAGAUCACUGAUGUCCUCGGGGUUGCGCUCUGGGUUGGAGGGAUCACGCUCGAGGCUACCGCCGAUAAGCAGAAGUCACAAUGGAUGAAGGAGAAGCGCGAGAAGAAACACCAUGAGGACUUCAUGACGAGGGGCCUGUGGCAGCGGAGUCAAUAUCCUAACUACUUCGGCGAGUCGACCCUCUGGACAGGUAUUGCAACCACCGCAGCGGGUGUCCUCGCCAGCCAGUCGAUCCAGUCGGCCAUCGGUUUCAGUGGAGGUCCCGGAGGCAUCCUCGGUGCUCUGACGCUGGCCUACAUCAGCCCGAUGUUCACGACUUUCCUGGUGACGAAGGUGAGCGGCAUUCCCAUGUCGGAGUCAAAGUACGACAAGCGAUACGGCGAUCGCAAGGAUUACCAGGAGUGGAAGAAGAACACACCCAAGUUCAUCCCCAAGCUCUUCUGA
Diaporthe amygdali is the source of this 984-nucleotide messenger RNA. RefSeq names its product 3-oxo-5-alpha-steroid 4-dehydrogenase. Gene Ontology annotation, molecular function: oxidoreductase activity, acting on the CH-CH group of donors. The record is from RefSeq and is a predicted model, not a curated record. Gene Ontology annotation, cellular component: membrane. Gene Ontology annotation, biological process: lipid metabolic process. The transcript has 3 exons. The coding region runs from base 1 to 984 and encodes 327 amino acids. NCBI's taxonomy places the organism in Eukaryota, Fungi, Ascomycota, Sordariomycetes, Diaporthales, Diaporthaceae.